AUGAUGAAUUCUGAAGACCUUUCCAGCUUCCUACAAAAUCCGGAAGUUAAGGACUGUUUCGCUUGGUCUCUAGCCGAGCGUGAUAGAAAGACAAUAGCCCGAUUCAACGCUAAGAAGGAGGAACUUGAGACCCAAAAUGCUGAAUUGAUUGGACAACUCGAGAAUAUGAAGAUGACUAUGCAAGAACUCAUUGCGGAGAGGGAUGCAUUAAAGAGCAGUAAUCAGGUGCAGAUCCAAGCUACCAAAGAGGAUGCGAAGAGAAUUUGUGAGCUUCAGGAGGAGCAUUAUGCCAAGAUGCUGAAAAGCAAAAACCUGGAAAUUGAAACACUUAGAUCCAAAGUGACGCCUGAUCAGAAAGAGAUUAAUCUGAAUCUCCAGGAGCAACAUUCCAAGAUGCUCAUAGGCAAGGAUCUGGAAAUCCAAACGCUUAAGGCACUAUUGGUGGCUAGUCAAGAGGAUACCAUAAGGACGAAUAUGAAGAUUAUGCAACAAUAUGUCAAGGAUGUCAACGACAAGAGCGUGGUCAUCCGAGAACUGGAAACACGUCUAUCUGCUGCUGAGCAACAAACCACCGAUAAACUCAAGGUGCUCCAGGAGGAACAUGUCAAGGAGAUGAAGAACAAGGACCUGGAAAUCCAAACGCUUCAGGGCAAAUUGGCGGCUGGUCAGGAGCAACAUGUCAAGGAGCAUAACGACAAGGACCUGGUCAUCAAAGAACUGGAGACCCGCUUACCUGCUGCGGAACUACAAACCGUCGAUAAGGUUAUGGAGCUCACAAACGAAAACAACCGACUCUCUUUAGGAAUUCAGAAGCUCCAAAAGGAGAAGGUCUUUGCUGAGAAACGUCUUCAAUCUCUUGGAGUGAUGUUGCAGGAAAAGUUGCGUGAGAAGAAAGACGUGCAGAAGAAAAAGGAGGAAGUCGUCUUCAAGCCAACUACUCAACUCCAUACUAAACUCCACACUGAGCUCGGCAAGCUCUAUAUGAAGCUCCAGGAAGCAAAGAAGCCACAGGAGGCUCUCAUGGCUCAGUUGGCUGAUAAGGACAAGGAAAUCGAGUAUCUCAUGGAGCAACUCGAAGCGAAGGAUUCAGAAAUCCAGAAUCUGAAGGAAAUGAUUCAGGGAGGAGAUGAGAUGAAUGAGAAAGCGGUCAUGGCUGAUGGACAAUCGGAAUAA
This is a messenger RNA of Caenorhabditis remanei, 1173 nucleotides long. RefSeq lists its product as uncharacterized. Bases 1 to 1173 code for a protein of 390 amino acids. NCBI's taxonomy places the organism in Eukaryota, Metazoa, Nematoda, Chromadorea, Rhabditida, Rhabditidae. The record is from RefSeq and is a predicted model, not a curated record. The transcript has 2 exons.